Medicago truncatula (barrel medic) is the source of this 621-nucleotide messenger RNA. Lineage: Eukaryota; Viridiplantae; Streptophyta; Magnoliopsida; Fabales; Fabaceae. The record is from RefSeq and is a predicted model, not a curated record.
UGAAUGUACAAUUAAUACAUAGCAAAUACAAAUAGCAAAAAUAAAAACAAAAAGAAGAAGAAAAGAGAUAUGGGUUUUACAGAGAAACAAGAGGCUUUAGUGAAUAGCUCAUGGGAAUUAUUUAAACAAAACCCUGGUAAUAGUGUUUUGUUCUACACUAUUAUAUUGGAGAAAGCCCCUGCAGCAAAGGGCAUGUUCUCUUUUCUUAAGGACACAGCUGGAGUACAAGAUAGUCCUAAACUCCAAAGUCAUGCUGAAAAAGUUUUUGGAAUGGUGCGCGAUUCAGCUGUUCAACUCCGAGCAACAGGGGGAGUAGUUUUGGGAGAUGCUACAUUGGGUGCAAUCCACAUUCAGAAAGGAGUGGUUGAUCCACAUUUUGUGGUGGUUAAAGAAGCUUUGCUGAAAACAAUAAAGGAAGUAUCAGGAGAUAAAUGGAGCGAAGAAUUGAGCACUGCUUGGGAAGUAGCCUAUGAUGCAUUGGCAGCUGCAAUUAAGAAGGCAAUGGGUUAAAUUUGGGAUGAUCUAGUUAUAAAUCAAUUCAAUAAAUAAAAAAUGUAUUACUAAAACUUGUUUAACAAGUUUCUAUAAUAAAUGUUGACUAUUAAAUAUUGUUUGUGUUUA